Messenger RNA from Physcomitrium patens, 5207 nucleotides. The record is from RefSeq and is a predicted model, not a curated record. NCBI's taxonomy places the organism in Eukaryota, Viridiplantae, Streptophyta, Bryopsida, Funariales, Funariaceae.
UUCUUCUGGAAAUGUUAUUAUUAUCAUUGUUGUUGUUUUAUGCGACAGUUUUGAGGUGUUUCGUUCAGUGAAGCUUUAUUGGGUUGGCAGGGGAUUCGAUGGGUAGGAUUCAUGGAGGAGCGGUUGUGCUUGUCUGUUUGGGGUGCAUUUAGAGGUGGGACAUGUGAAUCGUGGGAUUUCGGAGUUUUAUCGAGGGUGGUUUUAGUGAUCGAGGUUUUAAGAUUCAGAACCCAGAAGUUGGGGCUGUAGAGUUUGCGGACAGAUCUCGCAGAGUUAUGUCUCUGGAUCGUUUGGGGUAGUGUCCGUUAAAUAGGUAGAAUUGUUCGAACGAUUUCCUUUUCAGCGUCGUUUAUUGUCGAGCGAAGUAAUAUUGCGAUAUCCACGAGGUGCGGAUUGUUUGUCGCUAAAUCAUGGGUGUUAAUUUUGAAUGGAAUCUACUGGUUAGGCUUAUUCGAAGCAUGAGGCAAUGCCGAUUAGGAAAAUGUGUUUUAUCUGGGCAUAAUGGAAGUUUAAAUUAUGAGUUCACCUAGUAGCGUACACACGAAUUUUUAAGUAGGCGAUUUGAAAUGACAUUUCUUAGUUUUGGGACUAGUCGCUCCAGCACACAGACGCACAUGGUUUUUGCGAGGCGAAGCUUUCUAGUGUCCCCCAAAAGAUCUGAUAGACAACCAUUGUUACAUUGCUUUGUUCAGGCUCGUACCCGAGCUGCAGAUUGACGUGUGACCACGUGUUAGAGACUAGUUUUGUCUACUUUCCAGGCUGUUUUUAACUGUUGACUUGCGUGCACUCUCAUUUGUGAACGGAACUCUAUAUCUUUCGUGGCCUAUCAGGAGCUUUUCUUUGGUCCGUGCUACAAUGACGUAUCAGUUUUCUGACAUUCAUUAGGAUCAAUCGAAUGGGACUCUCUCAGUUCUUUGUUAGUUGUCGAUUCUGGUGGGUUAUCGUAGCUUUAGCGUAAGUCUUCGAGCUACAGCACAGUUGACUGUAAUUCCCGGUAUAGGUUUUCGUCAGUCGCUUGUGGCAUUAUCCUCUCUAUUUCUCGAGGUCAAUUUUCUAAUUCAGCUAGUUACGAGCUUUGAAAUGGAACUCUACUUCGUUGUGUAGAUCUAUACUCUAAUUUUUCUAUACCCUAUAUGUCUACGUUGAAUUUUGGUUAACAAGCACUUUGUUACUGUCGUCUUACCAAGCUCCCAACAUUCUUCUUGUGGUUUGCGGUUGGUUCUCCAGAAAUUAUCGCUCAAGCUGAAUGAAUUCAUUUCGUUACCUGCAGGUUGAACAAAGACGGGUAGUCAUGGCAGAGCCUAAAGUAGAGGUAGAUCAGUCGGCUCCAUUCUCACCCGUUGAAGCGGCAGACAGCAUGGUUGUUGAAAAAAUUCCAGAAAAGACCCAACCCCUGUCCCUUUCUCAUAGUGCGGAUUCAUCAAGUCUACAAUAUGCCGGCACGUAUCAUGCCACCAACCCCCAAGUAGAGAAACCCUACGCCCUUGAAAAUGAAUUUAGUCGUGCUCACGCUGAGAUUAACAACAAGCAACAGCUACCCGCCUCUGAAGCUGCCAAAACCGAGGGUAUGAAACAGUCCACAUCACUACCCAUCUUGGCCGGAUUGGAUUGGCAACAUCACCUUGAUGCAGUCUUAGGCCCACAACGGACUGCUCUUGUGCCAAGCACUGAAUCUUCUGAAGCAAACACAAAUCACGGCAUGGAAAUCGACAGGUUACAGAAGGAGCUUGAGAAUGCCAAUAGCCAGUAUCUCGAAUUGUCCGCAGAGCUGGAGAGUGCGAGGGCAGAGAUGAACAGGCUACGACAGGGUGGAACUGCAGCCAACAUGCAUGGUACAGAGCUUGAAAUUGCGAAGCAAGAGAUCAUCCGAUUGCAGGCUGCAUCGUGGAGUCAGCAUGGAGCCUACAGCACAGAGCUUGCAAGGGCUAAGGAUGAGAUUGUUAGACUUCAAUCCGAGUUAAGGGGUGUUAAGAUUUCAAGUACGGACCUUUCACAUGCGAAGGAAUUGAACAGUUUACUGCUCGCAGAUAUUGAGGCCUCUGCAAUAGACCUUACUAAAACAAAUGAAGAACUACGCAACUUACGAGGACAGUAUGAACAUUCUAUGUCAGAGAUUAAUCGACUGCAGGCUCAGCAAAGAAGCGCCGUUGCCGAGCUGAAUGGCGCGAAAGAUGAGAUCAAUAAGUUGCAAACGGAUUUGACAUCGGCCCGCAGUAAUUCUGCUGGAGAAUUGUUGGCCGCUAGAGAACAGAUUGAGAAGUUACGUGCUGAGUUGGAUUCUGUGCAGGGGCAGAGUGGAAGUUCCUCAACUGAGCUUAUAAACGCAAAACAGAAAAUCUUGAAUCUCGAGGGACAGUUACAGAUCUCGUCAACUCAUCUCGGAGGUUACGCCUCUCAGCUCACAAUUGCAAAGGAAGAAAUAAAUAGGCUGCAAAAUGAAUUAUCGUCCCUUCAUCAGCUGCACGGGAAAUCGAGCUCAGAGCUUACUGUGGCAAGAGAGCAACUCGGCACACUGCAACUGUCCCAGGAGUCUCGAGACAUCUCUAGCGUAAGACUCUCAAAUGUUGGAAAUGAGUCGACAGGAACCAGUCAACAGAUUGAAAACCCUCACUCCGAGAAUGGUAUUGCACCGAUAGAUCUUUCAAAAGAAAGAGAAGAGAAUAGCAGACUGCGAGAUGAAUUGAGUGCUGCGUCUAAGCAGAUCCAGGAACUUAAGGAUGAGGUUGGAAGGUUACAGGCUGAUUUGAUGGUCUUUCAAUUUGAAAGUCCUGAGCUUUUGAAAUCAAGAGAGGAGAUUGAAAGGCUCAGGGUGCAGAUCCAACAAUUAUCUGAUUCACAUCCAACAUUUUCAUCAAGAGAGGUAGACAACGGGGAUCUUGUUUCUGCAACAUUAUUGGAUGAGCUGACUAUGGAGCUGAUGACGACAAACGAACACCUAGAGAAAGCUACCCAAGCUCGGAUGAAUGUUGAGAGGGAACUGGCAGCUGCUAGAGUAGAGGCUGAAGAGGCUGGUGGCUUAAGAGUAAGUUUGGAGAGUCUGCAGGCCGAGUUCAAAGUAGCAAAGGAAGCGGAAAGAAAAUUAGCCGAUGUAAUGACAAAGAUAGAGGGGCUGAAAUCACAGUUAGCUGUGACGAGCGAGAAUGAGGAGAGGACUUCAAAGAUUGCUGCCGACGCCAAUGAGGAGUUGCUCUCUCUGAAUACUGCUCUUGGAUUGGUCAGAGAAUCUGAACAGGAAUUGAGCAAGCUUGUUGAUGCUCUGCGUUUAGAAGUGAAGUCUCUUAAAGCAGAGAUGGUAGUUCUGAAAGAGUCGGAGGGGAAAAUGAGAGAGUCGUAUGUUGCAACCAAAGCUGAGCUCGAGAAAGUGGCCGCAGAGUUGGAGAAAGUGAAAGAAGCUGAAGAGAGAGCGACUGGAGUGGCAGCUUCAACAGGUGAUGAGUUGGAUGCUCUGACAGAAGAGUUACGCAUUACCAAAGAAGGCGAAGCACGAGCUAAAGCUGCAUUUACAGAUUAUAGUCUGAAACUGCAACGAAUGAGGAUAGAACUCGAAGAUGCAACAAAGCUCGCUGAAAAGGCAAGAGCUUUCAAGUUUGACCUCGAUGAAGCCAAUAUAAAGUUGAAAAAAUUGAUGGAGUCAGAGCGAUCUAUGUCAGCUACAAUGGCAUCUUUACGAGCAGAAGUGGGAAACGCAAAUGCAGAGAUAGCACGUGCUAGAGAAGAGGGAGAAGCUGCACUGGCUGAGAAAGAGUCAGAUAUCGAAAUGGAAAUGAGUCGGAUGAAAACUGAAUGGGGAGCUGCUGUAGCAGAAGAGAAACGACUGAAGGAAGAAAGUUCCGCAUUAAGCAAAGCUUUGACGAAGGUGACAGACGAAAAAGACGAACUGAAGUCUACUUCUGCCUCAUUGAUAGAGGAAUUAACGAAAGCGAAACAGGAUUUGAAGCAAGUAAGUGCUAAAAUUGAGACCCUAGAAACCAAACUGCAGGCAGCUCUUCUGGAAGUUGAGGCCGUCAAAGCAAGCGAAGAGAGAGCUCUUUCUCAGGUGAAGGUUAACUCGUACAAUCCGGAUGUGGAGGUCAAGGAGUCCGAGUCUGGAGCUGAGGUCACAAUACCUUCCGAGGAAUACCAGGCUUUGAAAACUUCCGCAAAGGAGGUUGAAGAGUUGGCCAAUAAGCGGGUUGCCUUGUCGAUGGCACAGGUCGAGGCAGCCAAAGCAAGUGAGAAAGAGAUGCAGAGCAAGUUAGAGAUGGCGAAGAAAGAUAUCGAAGCUAGUCGUGCCGAGUUAAUAGAAGCAAUGAAGAAACGUGAUGAAGCUGAAGCAGCGAAGUUUGCCGUGGAAGGGAUGCUUCGCACCCAAAGAGGACAGGGCAGAUAUCAAGCUUUCAACGGCGGUCCUCCAAUGGGAAGUCCCAGCAAUGGAAUGGAUCGGCAGGGCUAUAUGCUUAGCCCAGCAUCUGGAAAUUCACAGAACAGCAGCCCGUUACACCCCACCGUCCCAUUCUCGUUUCCUACUCCACCACGCCUCAACCUUCAAGAGAAGAUCCCCUCCGAAUCGCUUGCCAACGUUCUCGCAACACAAUUGCCAUUGGAGGAGAAAAAGAGCAGGCCCAGAUUCUCAUCGAAGAUUGGCUCAUACUUCGGCAAGAAGAAAGACUCGGGGUCCAAGAAGAGUCAGGCUGUUUAAAGUGGCGUUCCGUUCGAUGUGAUUUUGAGAUAUUUCCUGCCCAAAUUUGCAGCGUGCUUCAUCAACAACGUUCCAAGCAGCCAUCCCACUGAUGGGCACCUCAAGAGAUGACACGAGAUAGAAACCAACCGUAUUGACGGGGAGCUUGUGGAGUAUGCGCCGAACCUGUUAUUACGAAGCUUGGGUUUCUUUCAAGCUUUUUAGGUGUUGACAUCUGAAGCAAAUACCUGUAAAACUUUUGGCGAUGCCUCAAGGGUUAGGAAGGUCCGCGGUGUUGUGAAAUGUUGAUAUUAGAUUUAAUCUGAGUAUCUUCUUUUAGUGGAGCUCAUUUAUGCAGAUGCAAGGCUCCGGUUCAAGAGUUAAAUGCUGAGAGGUCUCCAGCAAAGAGACCAGUAUUACAUGAAAUGUCCGACUUACAAAGAUCUUACAGAUAUGGCUACCUCUGUGUAUUACAUCUGUAAUGUUGGUUUUUUUGAUAUCCCACUCGCUCAAGAUGAUAUUUUUGUCUUCUUAGCGUUUGGUUCAGAUA